AUGUCCAAUGGCUUUAGGCCCUUUCAACCACAAGAGACUCCAACGUAUAAAGCAAUAACGCUAGAGGAAGCCGUAAGGGUUGAAUUUUUGUCCAAAGUCUUCAACCAACACUCCGCAGCGAAUAUCUCGAGGCACCUGAGUGAUUUUUUCGGCUACAAAAACGAAUUUCCUUCCUAUUUUGUUAGAAUUAUUUCAUACCAAACCGGUGCGGUAUUGGAGGUAGUCUGGAAUAUUAGGCUAAAUGGCAUUGAUCCAAGUCGAGCAACAAUCAUCAUCGCGAUUGAAUUCAGGGAUCAAUUCCCCAUGAAUGAUCUUAAAGCUUUCUUAAGAGUAUCGGAUCCUUCUAAAAUGUGCGUGAAACAGCCCUAUAAUUUGAUAAGCAACGAUGGUAGCAUUCAGUUGGACUCCCUCUAUGCACUUCGUGGGGCCAGUCGGCCGUAUCCUAUUAUAUUAAUUCUUACAACUCUAAAAAAACAAUUCGAGGCGGAAUAUCCUCUGGUAGACAUUCCAGGUCAAGUUGCAUCUAAUGUUCAGAGCUGUACUAUGCCCAAUCCUUCAGCUACCACGCACUCUGAACAAGCGAAACGCCACGCACUUAUCGAAAGCGUCGCUGAAAAGGUCUUCAUCAACCUCAACCAGAAGACAUCCAGCUAUCUUGAUACUCGAAAGCAAUCUCUCAAGUACUUGGAAGAGCUUCGUGUGAAGCGUAAUGAAUUGGAAAAGGCCAAGGCUGAUCUAAUGAAUCAUAAACAGAGGCUCUCGGAGUAUUUACCUAACGCUUGCGAUAUCAGUUCGUUAUUAGAGCAGCUCAAUGGCCAUGAGGAUACGAUCGAGGAGCAUGCCAAGUGCCUCAUACCGGGCAAUGAGCUACAGGCGAGGGUUUUGGAACUUGUUGUGGAUAACCUUGCUCUUGACGAUAUGCUGGGUUUGCUAGAUGAUGGACUGAAGUCCGAGAAACUUUCGUGUGAGGAGUAUGUCAAACUCAUUACUGAUCUCAGUCGUGAACAAUUUCUAGCUCGAUUUGCGUAUCAGAAGAUUCAACCACAAGUCGCCCCGCUCCAGAGCAUGCCGGCUGCGUCUUCGAACCCAAACACGCCCGGAUUCCCCAGCAUGUCACGUCCACCUCAUGAGCCCGCCCCAUCUAUCCCAAGGAGACUUUCUCCUGAGGAACUACUUAAGUUAGAGUUUCCAAACGCGGAAAUAGGAAUCAUUCGGGAUGUUCUUUCUAAUCUAAAUAACGACAUUAAAGCCGCCCAAGCGCAUUUAAAGUCUAUAUUUCAAUAG
Molecule: messenger RNA, 1284 nt
Organism: Phytomonas sp. EM1
Lineage: Eukaryota; Euglenozoa; Kinetoplastea; Trypanosomatida; Trypanosomatidae
Source: the annotation of a GenBank genome assembly